AGUAAUUUUUCCUUAAAAAAAACAGUCUUCCUGUCAGUUCUCCAUUGAAGCGCACUCAACGUUUUUAUCGAGAAAACUUGUAUCCUCCAUUGAAGCAGCUUCUGAGAAUCUGUGAAUCAACCAUGACUUGUGAACCUAAUCAAGCAAACAAGUUUCGGCCGAAUCAAGCAAAGAAACCUAAGAAUCGAGUAAUGAUUCGUUGGAAGACUAGAACGUUCAAGUGUCUCAUAAUUGGUAAUCCUGGAACUGGAAAAACAAGUUUUAUGAAGAGGCUUCUUUGUCAGGGCUUCAAUGAAGAUUAUGAAGCGACAACCGAACCUGCUGUUCAAACAUUCCAGUUCAGAACAUCUCGUCUUCCAGAACGCAAAAGAAUUAGGCUUCAAUGCUACGAGUAUCCGAUGACGGAGGGAUUCAAUGACAAAUUUUUCAAAGAGAGGGACUGUAUUAAUAUGGAUUGUGCUAUCAUCAUGUGUGAUAUUACUGACGAAUCAAGUAUGAAGCCUGUUGAUGACUGGAUUGAAUUAUUUAAAAGAUAUGGGAAAGAAAUCCCAACUAUUGUUUGUGGAAAUAAAGCUGAUUUGAUACCAAUCGGGGUAGUAAAGCCAAUCGGCUACAAUUCUAAGAGUAACAAUGUGGUGUGGACUCCUUGUUCAGUUAAGAGCUUGAAAGGUCUUUGGGUGCCUUUCACUUAUAUUGCCAGGAUGCUGACCACUGGACCUCAUGACCUUCCUUUCUCUUUCUUCAAUGAGAUGGCUAGGAGAGGCCUUCCCCUACAUAAAUGAAACCUUAUUGCAGUAUAUUCAAGAGUAAGCAUUCUGAUGGACUAGAGAUGCCUUUAGAUUUUGAUCAAAACUUCAUUGUGCCUCAGGGGCUUGUAAGAUACAAGUGUUAUAAUUACUUGUAGGAGGAACAUUGGGUGUUUUUAUCUCAUUAUAAAUAUGUGAUAAAUCGUUUGUAUAAUAAGGGUUUAAUUAUGGUAAUCUAGCCAUCUAAUGAACUUGUAUUUCAAAAAUUUAUCGGAUCAUUCUCGAACACUUAGCAUUGUAGAUGUCAAUUGUCACACCUUAUGCCCAUAUAUUGUGUAUCUAAAUGGCAGCAAUCCUACAUUAUUUCUACU
Molecule: messenger RNA, 1117 nt
Organism: Chenopodium quinoa (quinoa)
Lineage: Eukaryota; Viridiplantae; Streptophyta; Magnoliopsida; Caryophyllales; Amaranthaceae
Product: GTP-binding nuclear protein Ran, testis-specific isoform-like
Exons: 7
Coding region: 123-782 (219 amino acids)
Biological process (GO): ribosomal subunit export from nucleus; protein import into nucleus
Cellular component (GO): cytoplasm; nucleus
Molecular function (GO): GTPase activity; GTP binding
Source: RefSeq, a predicted model, not a curated record